Diaporthe batatas is the source of this 2857-nucleotide messenger RNA. RefSeq lists its product as uncharacterized. Bases 801 to 2738 code for a protein of 645 amino acids. The record is from RefSeq and is a predicted model, not a curated record. Gene Ontology annotation, biological process: carbohydrate metabolic process. NCBI's taxonomy places the organism in Eukaryota, Fungi, Ascomycota, Sordariomycetes, Diaporthales, Diaporthaceae. The transcript has 5 exons. Gene Ontology annotation, molecular function: hydrolase activity, hydrolyzing O-glycosyl compounds.
GCGUGAUGCAGUCCGACCAUGCGGGCAUUGGCAUUGCAGGCCAAGGGCGGACACGGUUCAUCAUGGUCUCUUUUUUUUUCUGGGCGCAGCAAUCUACCAGCGCACAACCACCCGGGGGAAAAAGCUUCUUGCUGUCACGAUGAUCCCGGCCAAGAUCCCCCAAGCUCCAGAUGUCCCCGGCUCUGCCCCUUGGCAGGCCUGGUUCCUGCACGCGGGGCGCAUCCUGGUAGUCAGGCGCAGCGGUCAGACUGGCACUUGAGUUCCCCUCUGGGUCUUGGUUGUGUACCCGCCAGCUGCCAGCCCCUCCUCUCUCUCCCAUCUCCAACGACCGGGGUCGGGAACCGGAGCACAUACACUACAUGCGCAGCGCACAUAUACGCAGCGGGCUAAGCGGUACACGACAUCCCUGGCCUGCAGGUGGGAUAUGCCAACGUGCAUCAUCCCUAAGGUAAUGUAAACACACUUGUUCGGUACCCAGGGGAAGGAGAGAGCUCCAUCACGGCCUGCGUGCCCGCCACCAUGGCUCGGCACGAAAUAUAGUUCCCAUAUAAUAAGCCGUAAACCACCCGGCCGACCCGCCCCCUUCCUCGAGCUUGUUUCUAGAGCAGACCGGCCUCAGGCUCUCCUCCUCCAGUCCCUCCGUCUGCUGCGAGUGCCUUGUCGCGUUGCUGCCCCUCCCCCCCCCUUCCCACACUCUCUAAAUACCACGAGCGGUUGUUGAGAGUGUAGAUAUAUAUCCCGUUGCGAAGGCAGCCAGCCCUUGCUCCAAGUAUCCCCCCCCCCCAAGGCCUGACGUGAAGAUGCGAUCCCGAGCCCUCCACCUCCUCUGGCCCCUGGCCGCGGCCGCACAGAGCCCGCCGUUCGGCAAUGGCAGCUGCACGGGCUCGCCGUCGACGCCGGUGCCGUACCAGCUGCAGACGCCGCCCCUCGACACGCCCUGGACGGACCAGGUCGGGCUGAACCCGUGGCCGGAGCACCCGCGGCCGCAGCUCAGGCGCGACGACUGGGUGACGCUCAACGGCAUCUGGACGUACCAGGGCGCGGGCAACGCCACGGGGCCCGGCGACGGGGCGCCGCCCUGCGCGCCGCUGCAGUACGAGACGCUGAUCCCCAGCUGCAUCGAGAGCGCCAUCUCGGGCCUGCAGGUGCUCGACACGGCGGCCAUGUGGUUCGCGACCACGUUCGACGUGCCCCGGGGGUGGGACAGCGGCCGCAGCGUGCUGCUCAACUUCGAGGCCGUCGACUACGAGGCCACCGUCUACGUCAACGGCCAGCAGGUCAGCUUCCACCGCGGGGGUUACUUCAGGAACACCAUCGACGUGACGUCGUACCUGAACCCGAACGGGACCAAUGAGCUCAAGGUCUUUGUCUUCGACCCGACGGACCUGGACGGCUACGUGAUCCCGAUCGGCAAGCAGACCAAGCGGCCCGAGCACAUCUUCUACCGGCCCUGCAGCGGCAUCUGGCAGACGGUGUGGCUGGAGAGCGCGCCGACGACGCGCAUCACGCAGCUGGACGUCAAGGCGGGCGCGGACGGGACCGCCAGGGUCAAGGUGCACGCGUCGGGCAACGCGACGGGCCAGCCGGUCGAGGUGACGGUGCUGGACCAGGACGGCAGCGUGCUGGGGUCGGGCGCGGGUUCCAGCGGCGCCGAGUUUGAGUUCACCGUCGACGGCGUCGACCCCUGGAGCCCGGACUCGCCCACGCUGUACAACCUGACCGUCACGCUGGGCGACGACCGCGUCCAGAGCUACACGGGGUUCCGCACCGUCGGCCGGGGGGUCGUCGACGGCGUCCAGCGGCCGCUGCUCAACGGCGAGUGGGUGUUCCAGUGGGCCACGCUCGACCAGGGCUUCUGGCCCGACGGCAUCCACCUGGCGCCCAACUACGAGGCGCUCAUCUUUGACCUGCAGGAGCUCAAGAAGCUCGGCUUCAAUGCGGUCCGCAAGCAUAUCAAGAUCGAGCCGGACCUGUUCUACUACGCCACAGACUCCCUCGGCCUCAUGGUCAUCCAGGACAUGCCGGGCAUCUCGCCCCGCGUGCCACUGCCCAACGGCGAGCAGCAGGCCGAGUUUGAGCGCCAGCUCGACAUCAUGAUCAACGAGCACAUGAGCUACACCUCGAUCGUGACCUGGGUCAUCUACAACGAGGGCUGGGGCCAGAUCAGGACGCCGCCCUACCCCGAGUACGCCAUCGCCGACCGCAUCCGGGCCACCGACGGCAGCAGGCUCAUCGACGCCACCUCAGGCUGGUACGACCACGGCGCGGGCGACUUCUCCGACAACCACCACUACGCCAACCCGCAGUGCGGGUCACCCUUCUACUCGAUCCAGUCGUCGCCCUACGACAGCGAGCGCAUCGGCAUCCAGGGCGAGUUUGGCGGGAUCGGCCAUAACGUGUCCAUCGAGAACCUCUGGAACGUCCAGCAGGCCAUCGACACCAUCAACCAGACGUACGAGGUCAACAUCGACCUCGAGGCGUACAACUACCGCGCGCACGUCAUCUUCGAGGAGUACCGGCAGCAGAUCGAGAUGUUUGCCUGCAGCGCGGGCGUCUGGACGCAGACCACCGACGUCGAGGGCGAGGUCAACGGCCUCGUCACCUACGACCGCCGCGUCGAGCGCGUCGACGUCGCGCAGUGGCAGGCCGACAUCCAGGCGCUGUUCGACGCCGCCGCCAGCCGCGGGGGCGCGGGCAACGCGACCGCGUCGAUGGGCAAGAUGCGGCUGCAGGUGUAGGCCUCGCGUUGCGUUGGCUGUCUUGUUGGAUGUUUUGUGUGGGAGGAGGGGAUAAUUUUUAUGGGUGGUAUUUUUUUGUGUAUAUACCUUUUUAGGAUUCAAUUCAUUCUUGUCCGAGA